AUGUCGCAUUCCUCAACCGCGGAUCCGACCAGGGCAUGGGUCACGCCGACAGCCAAGAUCGGACGCCGGCACAUCGCCCAUGUUCUGACGCCUGGCCGUAUGGCAUCUGAGAGCCAGUCAGUGUAUGCGGCAGGACGCCUGGCGCAUGCUGCUAAGACGCUGGGGUGCACGGUGCACACAUCACGAUACUAUCGUGGACACUUUUCGAAGAGAGCCCAAUUCUAUCUCCGUCCGCCCAGCGGUCCAGCUCUCCAGGCCAUGUCCCCGAACGGCGACGUCUGUCAAAUGGCCCGCGAACGCACACAUGCCUCCGUGGCAGGACCAUCACCAGAUUGGCGAGAGAUUGCGAGGCGAAAACGAUUAGACCGCCAGGCUCUUCUGGAUCGAUGGCCGCAGUGGCGACUGGGAGCGGACGUGCCGGACUCCAGAACAGACAUCUCGCCCCUGCCGACGUCCCAGCUCACUGGACGCGAGCGCGAAAUCGUGCAUCAGGACGCUUCCGCAUUGGUCGACCACAUCCGGGACCGCCGGUACAGCGCCGUGGAGGUUCUCAAGGCGUUCUGCCACGCUGCGACGAUUGCUCAGGGCCUCACGAACUGCCUGACGGAAAUCAUGUUCGAAGAAGGCCUGCAGAGGGCUGCAGAGCUUGAUAGGCAUUUAGAGGAGACGGGCGAAGUCGUCGGACCAUUACAUGGCCUACCCGUGUCGAUCAAGGAUCACAUACGUGUCAAGGGCUAUGAUACGUCAACGGGAUAUGUAGCAUGGGCUUACAAUAAAGUUGCUCCUCGUGAUGCGGUGGCUGUCGAUAUCCUACGCAAGGCCGGGGCUGUCCUGUACGUAAAGACGGCCAACCCCCAGACGCUGCUGUCGCUCGAGACGCACAACAACAUCUACGGGCGCACAUGCAACCCGUUCAAUCGAGCCCUCACUCCGGGAGGGAGCAGCGGCGGUGAGAGUUCUCUCGUCGCGGUCCGUGGCAGCCCGAUGGGGAUUGGCACAGACAUAGGCGGAUCGAUCCGCGUACCCGCAGCGCACAUGGGCCUGUACGGCCUGAAGGGAUCGGUCGGGCGGAUGCCCCAUGCAGGGCUGGAGGGUUCCCAUGAUGGCAUGGAUGCCAUAGUGGGAGCCCUGGGGCCUCUUGCUACGUCCGCACGCGAUCUGGGCUUGUUCUGCCGGGUGAUGCUGCAGUACGAGCCAUGGCUCGUGGAGCCGUCCCUGUUUGAGAUGCCAUGGAAACAGCCCCUCGUGGACGGUGAGGGAAUCCCGGAGAGGCUUUCUAUUGCGCUGCUCUGGGACGACGGGGUGGUGCUGCCGCACCCUCCGGUGCUGGACGCACUGAAGCGGACGAAAGAUGCUCUAAUCGCCGCAGGACAUGACGUGAUCACCUGGGUGCCGCUGGAUCAUAAAGAAGCGUGGGAUCUGGUAACCAAGCUCUAUUUCCUCGACGGGGGGGAAGAGUACCGGGAGACGAUGGAAGGGGAACCGAUGGUGGCGCAGACAGAGUGGAUGAUGUCGCAGGUGCCUAAUGAUGGGAAGCCGUUCAGUGUCGGGGAGAUAUUCGAGCUCAAUCGGGCGCGGGAGGCGUUCCGAGCCCGGGUAGCGGGGCACUGGAACGGGACGAAGGAGAGGACUGGGACGGGCAGGCACGUUGAUGCGGUGCUGAGUCCAGUUGCGCCGACGUUGGCGCCUCCGCAUGACACGACACGGUGGUGGGGAUACAGCUCGUAUUGGAAUUUGAUGGACUAUCCAGCGGUGGUGUUCCCGAGCGGACGGUUCAGGGCGGAGGGGUACAUGCCGUUGGAUGUGUCGAGGGAUUUUGUCGCCAGCACGCGUCCCCGGAACGAGGUGGAUGAAUAUGUCCGGGCGCAGUGGGCGGCAGAGACGUAUGAGAAUGCGUCGAUCGGGUUGCAGCUGAUUGGGAGACGGCUGAACGAGGAGCGGUUGUUGGGGAUGCUUGGGGUUGUGGAGGAUGCCGUUCGGAAAUACAGCUACAGGGAGAGUGUGACAUUCAUGUUGGGCGGAUGGGAUGUCCGGCUAGGGAGGGUGGACAACCGCGGCAAGCGAUUAAGAUUUUGA
This is a messenger RNA of Fibroporia radiculosa, 2076 nucleotides long. RefSeq lists its product as uncharacterized. NCBI's taxonomy places the organism in Eukaryota, Fungi, Basidiomycota, Agaricomycetes, Polyporales, Fibroporiaceae. The transcript is spliced from 7 exons. The record is from RefSeq and is a predicted model, not a curated record. Bases 1 to 2076 code for a protein of 691 amino acids.